AUGGAAAAGGAUGCAAGACCCAACUGGGACAACCCCAUGCAGUUUGUGCUGGCAUGUGUGUCAUAUGCGGUCGGACUGGGAAACGUGUGGCGGUUUCCUUACCUUUGUCAGAUGCAUGGUGGAGGGGGGUUCUUGAUUCCAUAUCUCCUCAUGCUGUUUCUGGAGGGUGUGCCCUUAUUUUACUUGGAGCUUGCCAUUGGUCAGAAAAUGCGUCUUGGUAGCAUCGGGGCGUGGACUGCCAUCAGCCCUUAUUUGGGAGGAGUGGGUCUUGCUAGUGUUGUGACUUCCCUGUAUCUGUGUCUCUAUUACAACAUCAUCAAUGCAUGGAGUUUCUGGUACCUCUUUCAUUCAUUUCAAUCAGUCCUGCCCUGGGCAGAUUGCCCCAUCAAUUCCAAUCAAACAGGACCUAUAGAGGAGUGUGAAAGGGGCACACCCACCCAGUACUUCUUCUACAGGGAAACACUGGACAUUUCUUCUUCUAUUGAAGAGAAUGGACGCAUUCAUACAGGUCAGGCACUGUGCCUCCUGCUCGCCUGGGUGAUUACGUACCUGUUCAUUGUCCGAGGUGUAAAGUCAACUGGAAAGGUGGUGUACUUUACAGCCACAUUUCCAUAUGUGGUCCUCUUUAUCUACCUGAUCCGGGGCGUCACUCUUCAUGGUGCCAUCAAUGGUGUCAAAUACAUGUUCACACCCAAGAUGGAACAGCUUGCCAACCCUACUACAUGGAUCAAUGCAGCCACUCAGAUAUUUUUCUCUCUGGGUUUGGGUUUUGGGUCACUCAUAGCUUUUGCCAGCUAUAACCAGUACAACAACAACUUUGAGCACCAGGCCAUCAUUGUCUCCCUCAUCAACAGUGGAACCUCCAUCUUUGCCAGCAUUGUCACCUUUGCCAUCUAUGGGUUUAAGGCCACCGUCAACUACGAGAACUGCCUAGAGAGGACACGCUUACUGCUGCUGAAUGCCUUCAAUCUAGCAGAGGACAGCAUUACCAUGGACACUGUCUUUGAUUGGAUUGAGAAGCUGAACACAACAUACCCGCAGCAGUUUGCUGAACUCACCAACAAACUGGAAAACUGUGACCUGGGGAGUGAACUAGACACUGCUGUAGAGGGGACAGGUCUGGCCUUCAUAGUGUACAGUGAGGCUAUUAAAAACAUGCCAUUCUCUCAGCUGUGGUCAGUGCUGUAUUUCAUCAUGCUCCUGCUGUUGGGAAUGGGCAGCAUGCUGGGCAACGUCACGGCCAUCAUCACCCCGCUACGAGACUUUAAAGUCAUAUCCCGCAUGAGCAACGAGUUGUUCAACGGUUUAGUGUGUGUGUUCUGUCUACUGCUCGGCUUGGGCUUCACCACCACAUCAGGGAACUACUGGUUUACCAUGUUCAAUGAUUACGGAGCCACUUUCUCCCUGCUGUUCAUUGUCCUAAUCGAGGUCAUAACUGUCAGUUACAUCUAUGGAAUUAAAAGGUUUGAAAAAGACAUAGAAGACAUGCUCGGUCAUCGUCCCAACUGGUACUGGAAGAUCAUGUGGGCAGGCGCCAGCCCCCUUCUCCUUAUUGUUCUAUUCAUCUUCUACAUCGUCAAGUACAUCCAAGGAGGGACACCUACCUACCAAGCAUGGAACAAAGAGCUGGGUAAAUCAGUGGCGACGGAGUAUCCAGUCUUUGGUCAAGUCUUCAUUGGACUGCUGCUGGUGUCGUCAGUCAGCUGUGUUCCCCUCACAGCUCUGUAUGUCUACUGCAGGAAGCGGAAAAAUGGAAACCAUCACAAGAGGCAGCAUACUGUAAGCACAGUAUCAGCUUAGUGACACAGCAACAGUACAUCAUUUAUUUGCUAUUACACGGAGGGACAGUGGAACAUGAUCAGUGGUCAUUUGAGUUUUCCUUGCCAUUUUUUUUCUUCACUUUCACCAAAUUUUACAUUAUUGAAAGUAUUUUUGAAGUUUUCUACCUGCAGGAGGACUUCUUUUACUACAGUGAUCAAUACCCUCUUACAGCAGGAAACACAAAACAAUUGGAAAUAUGGGGACAUAAAUUUCAAAUGAAAAUUAGGUUAAACAUUUCUGCUCCUUUAAAAAAAAAUCUGUGUAUUUUCCAAUUAAUGUAUUAUUGUAUCAUUCCUCUCAGCAUUAAAGUCAUACUUUUUAGACAGAUUCCAAACAUACUCUGUAAACUAAAAAAAUUCAAGUUCAUCCCAUUCCACAGAGCACAAAGAAUUCCUCGCUCAGUCUCAAUUAUCAGUUUCCACAGUUUAACUGUGGAACAAGUUAUUAGUGUAGAUGUAGUUUGUUUAAUAGUCAAACAUUUACAGAAAAUGGAGCUGUAAUUCAGUGUUUCAUAUGUAGGAGUUAUGAGAUGUAGUGUUUGAGUAUGUUAGUUAUCUUUUCAUAUUUUAUAUACAUAUAAAUGUCUUUAGUCAAGUUGUUUCAUAUUCAGCCUUAGAUAUUAAUUUCUGUUAUCAGUGGGGUCCAACCAAGUCAAGUUUAUUUGUAGAAAUCCAAAAUCCCACAAUGGGAUUUUGGUCCAGUAAUAGGAUUACAGAGGGGCCAGCACUACUGCCACUAGUAGCAUUUAGUUUCUCUUGUUUCAGGAAUUUUCUAAAAUUGACUUCCAGUAUUUUCAAAGGUAUUUUGAAAAGGGCAGUUUUCAUCACAAGUACCAAAAAGUGACACUUUAUUCUGUAGAGCUGGAAACUCCCAGCAAAAAAAUAUCACACCAUAUUGGCUGAAUUUUGUCACUUGUUUUAGGAAAAUAAGAUGUUGGAUUUAGAAUACACUGAUUAAAGUGUAGAUCUUUUAAUAGUCUAGUCAUCUAAUUAAUAUCUUGUGUUGAGUCUGGUAAGCGGAUUUAUGUGUGUUCUCUUUGUAAGAAGGUUGUACAAAUUACCUGUUUUUCCUACAUAUUGAGUAUUUUUUGAUAACUAGUUUUAUAUCUGUUUUAAAAUGCUGGCAUCUGCUAUCAUACCCUCUCUAUAAUAGAGUUAAAGAGCGAGUACAUCAAGUCACUUGUAUGAAUCAGUAGUAGAGCUACUGUGCCAAAUAUAAAUUUAAUAUUGAAAUAUUUUCUUUUUCAGCCUCAAACAUGUAAACUGUGUACAUAUUGUAAAUAUGUGGGUCAUUCAAAUUAUCUAAUGAUUAGAAUGCUCAAUAAAUAUGUGACCUUUUCUUUAAUUGUGCUAUUGACUAAAUGAAAUAUUAGUAACUACCACAGACAAUGAACUGCCAUUAAAAACUAGUUUUAUUAAAAUCAAA
Messenger RNA from Xiphias gladius (swordfish), 3246 nucleotides. RefSeq names its product sodium- and chloride-dependent transporter XTRP3-like. The transcript is spliced from 11 exons. Gene Ontology annotation, molecular function: L-proline transmembrane transporter activity. The coding region runs from base 1 to 1800 and encodes 599 amino acids. Gene Ontology annotation, biological process: sodium ion transmembrane transport. NCBI's taxonomy places the organism in Eukaryota, Metazoa, Chordata, Actinopteri, Istiophoriformes, Xiphiidae. The record is from RefSeq and is a predicted model, not a curated record. Gene Ontology annotation, cellular component: plasma membrane.